This is a messenger RNA of Colletotrichum godetiae, 2328 nucleotides long. Its product is annotated as SGNH hydrolase-type esterase domain-containing protein. The transcript is spliced from 5 exons. The coding region runs from base 354 to 2168 and encodes 604 amino acids. Gene Ontology annotation, biological process: lipid metabolic process. Gene Ontology annotation, molecular function: hydrolase activity, acting on ester bonds. The record is from RefSeq and is a predicted model, not a curated record. Lineage: Eukaryota; Fungi; Ascomycota; Sordariomycetes; Glomerellales; Glomerellaceae.
AAGUAAAAGGAAAUAACGAGCAGAAACAUGAUACGCCCGGGGCCGCCGAGGGCCUGCGCUUCAUAUAUGGAUUCCGUAUUCCGUACGCAGUCGGCGACUAUCCGUACGAUACCUGUUGUCACUGACUCGCUCUUCGGCCCGAGCACCGAUCCAUCACACAUUGCAGUCCGCUUGGCGCGGAGACAACUCGCGAGUGGCUCAUGCUGCAACAGCAGUUAUAGUCAUGCAACCACCGCCGUGUUGAAGGUGUUUGUGUUUGGGGAUCUGAGCAAAUCAUCCCAAUCAUUCUGUACCAGUCUGCUUCUUAGUGCUUCUGAUUUCUUAGUCACUCCUUUUUGUAUACAUAGCCGAGUAUGAAGGCUUACACGUUGAGUCUCGGACUCUUUGUUGGGCUCGCAGUUGCUCAAAGCGAUUCCACGGCCGAAGAGGUCUUUGGAGCCAUCGACCAGUGCAGCACAACUAACUUUGACCAAUGUCUCAAAGAUUCUACUGCUCCUCAUCGUUGUCUCAAGGUCCAGAAGCUUGCCGAUGAGAUUGUUCAAGACACAUGCGUUUUCAGUUGCCCUGAUCAGUCGCCUUGCCUCACAAAAUGUGGCACAGAUCGUGGAGGUGCAUGGUGUGGUGAAGGAGGCACCUGCUUCUGUGACCAGGGUUGGGACACUGCCCAGCCUGCUCCCGCAGACCCCUAUGACCUCUCAUGGGUGAAGAAGUGGGCUGCUAUCGGCGAUUCUUACUCCGCCGGUAUUGGCUCCGGCUCGCCGUAUCCCAACAGCUCAACCACCUGCGCCCGUUACGACCAGUCGUACCCAGCCUACAUGCACUCCCACGAGCUCAUGCCCGAGUCCGCGGCCUUCGAGUUCCUCGCCUGCUCUGGCGCCACCGCGCCCGAGAUCCUCGCCAACCAGGUCUCCGCGCUGGGCACUGGCUACGACAUCAUCACCGUCAGCGCCGGCGGCAACGACGUCGGCCUGACCAGCAUCCUCAACGCCUGCAUCUUCCAAUGGAACCCCUUUGCCAACUGCCCCGACGAGAUGCAGGCUACCCUGAACCUCAUCCGGGAUACUCUGCCGGGCAACCUGGACAAGCUAUACGCGGGCCUCAAGAGCAAGAUCAACCCGGGCCGCAAGAUUUAUGUCACGGGCUAUGCGAACUUCUUUGACAACACCACGACUGCCUGCGACGACGUCAGCUGGUCUUUCUGGUUCAACAGCGCCAACAAGCAGAAGCUUACUACCGAGCGUAGGACUCUGAUGAACGAGCUCACUACCGCGGUCAACAACGUCAUCGAGGCCGCCGUCAGAAGAGCCGGUUCUUCGUUCGAGUUUGUCAACUAUGAUCAGUACUUCUCCGUGCUUCAGGGCCGUUUCUGCGAGGGUGCCACCAAGGAGCCCAACGGAAACCGCGAUGGCCUGCUCUUCUUUGAAUGGUCCAGCAAGAAUGACGAUACCACACUCGCGAGACGUGAAGCCGAGCCCGAGGUCGCAUCCUUCAACAACGAACAGAUGCUCCCUCGUGCGACCCCCACGAUUGGCGAAAUUGGUGACCCCUCUCUAGAGAUUCGCAGCAGCAAGCUGGGUCUCUUGUCCAUCCUCUCCAAGAGAGCAGGACAGAUCUGGAGCUCCUUCCCGCGGAGGCAAACCACCAAGUCCAACACAAAUACACCCAUGCUGGAAGUCCGUCAGGGCACGGCUGCAUCACCGUCAAUGGAGCAGUACAUCGCCGACCAAAUCACGGAAGCGCGCAAACUCAACUCCAGCCUCGUCAUCUCCCUCGCCGACAACAGCGCGGCCGACCCAGCUUUUAGGGGCCGCAACAACCUCGAGGUCUCCGACUUCAUUGGAGACGAAAUCAAGAGAGUGUUCCACCCGCGUCCCGGCGGCCACGCCGUCAUUGCCAACCUCGUCAUGUGGCGUUUGGCUGAGGAUAACGCUGGAACUGUCGGCGACAAGGAGUUUGGUGCGACGGAGGCUGCAGGUUGUGCUGUUCCUGUGCCGAGCACGCCGUCUAUGCCUGAGACAAUCCCCGGCGUGCUGCCGAAUUGUCAGGCGGCUGCGCUUAAGUGCUUGAACUGCUUGGGUGGUGCGAGUGGUCUUGGUGUGUUUGUUUGCAAUUUCCAGCACCACUCUGAUUGCAAUGCUUGUGGUGGCGGUGAUGGAUGCCCGUGUUAGUCUCAUCGCGGGGGUUGUGGGGAUAAUGACGAGGUCGUAGGUGUGCGAUGGGAAAUAUGGCCAGUGAACUUGAGCUUUCCUUUGUUCUCGUUGAUGCAAAGAUAUCACUUAGUCUACAGUCAAAAUAUUCAUUAGUUCAAACACUCAUGCCGUGAUGUUA